Penicillium concentricum is the source of this 531-nucleotide messenger RNA. RefSeq lists its product as uncharacterized. The record is from RefSeq and is a predicted model, not a curated record. Lineage: Eukaryota; Fungi; Ascomycota; Eurotiomycetes; Eurotiales; Aspergillaceae. The coding region runs from base 1 to 531 and encodes 176 amino acids. The transcript has a single exon.
AUGGUCCUUUCUCCCUUUCUUCAUGCCCUCUAUGAGCAAGACAUCCUUCGAGAACCAACCCUCCGGGCCACCAACGACUGGAAUAGCAGGAAAUUACUUUAUCACAUCAGACAGUCUCUCCGGGACCUACAGGUAGUCUUCAUCUUCAUGAAUGGGACUGUCGCCAGCGUCGAGUGUCACUUCGUCCUGCAAGGAUACGGCAUCGUCACCCUCUACGUCUUCAGCAAUCAGUCUGGGACACCUAAGGACUGUGUAAGCUGCUGGUGGCAGAGUUCCCACCGGAGUUAUGAGCCGUGCUCGUUUAACCACUGCGCUCGAAAACGCAUCGAACGACGGACGGGCUUCUUCAUUUUGACACCAGCCAUGUGUCGCGAGCUGGACAGCCUGUUGGAAGCAAUUCGACUGAAAACAGCUGCCGUCACACGUGAAAUUCGAAACGAAGCACUCCCCCAGCCCAUUUGGCAGAAGCUCCGUGCUUUGCAAGCGGCAAUAGACACCCUUCUAGUACGAUUGGGAGCCAGCCAGCAGUAA